CUUGCGAGAUCCUGGAGAAAAGGGAUUUGACACAUGUCAACAAAAAAUAUAAAUUAAUACUAGCUAGCACAGGCAUGCCAAGGUGUGCCAGUGUAGAAUAGACUGACCCAUCACUGCACCUACAGGUCCUGUGCUGUCCACAUGACCACCCAUCCCAUGGUGGUGUUCGCUGGGCAGCAGGCUCAGGCUGUCCGUGAUGUCAACACGGCGUCGCUCUGUCGCAUCGGCCAGGAGACGGUGCAGGAUAUCGUCUUACGCACCAUGGAGAUCUUCCAGCUGUUGAGGAACAUGCAGCUGCCAAAUGGAGUGACGUACCACCCCAGCACCCACCAGGACAGGCUGGGCAAACUGCAGGAGCACCUGCGUAUGCUCUCUGUACUCUUCCGCAAGCUGCGCCUCGUCUAUGACAAAUGCAAUGAAAACUGCACCGGUCUGGACCCCGUAACCCCAGAGCAACUCAUCCCGUAUGUGGAGGACGACGGCAGCUCCAGACACAGUGAACGCUCGGCCAGCCAGGCCCGCCCGGCAACAGAGGAGAGGAGGGAGAUCCUGGAGGUUAACAAGGUCUGAUGCAAUUAGGUGACCCUCUCAACCAGACCCACCAAGAACAACUUUCAACAGUUGCCAUGGCAACCACCACUUCGUGCCUCCACUUAGUAGGGUGACUUAAUUACAUGUGUUCU
Messenger RNA from Salvelinus fontinalis (brook trout), 683 nucleotides. RefSeq names its product mediator of RNA polymerase II transcription subunit 30-like. Gene Ontology annotation, molecular function: transcription coregulator activity. Gene Ontology annotation, cellular component: mediator complex. The transcript has 5 exons. The record is from RefSeq and is a predicted model, not a curated record. Gene Ontology annotation, biological process: positive regulation of DNA-templated transcription. NCBI's taxonomy places the organism in Eukaryota, Metazoa, Chordata, Actinopteri, Salmoniformes, Salmonidae. Bases 142 to 570 code for a protein of 142 amino acids.